This is a messenger RNA of Hyaloscypha bicolor E, 1473 nucleotides long. RefSeq names its product glutamine synthetase-like protein. The coding region runs from base 1 to 1473 and encodes 490 amino acids. NCBI's taxonomy places the organism in Eukaryota, Fungi, Ascomycota, Leotiomycetes, Helotiales, Hyaloscyphaceae. Gene Ontology annotation, molecular function: glutamine synthetase activity. The record is from RefSeq and is a predicted model, not a curated record. The transcript has 4 exons.
AUGUCAGAGAAGAAGGGGGACGAGGUCACAAUCGGGUCCUUGCCCAAGCUUCUCGAAAACGACACCAAGGUCAAGCUUGCAGGUGUUGAUGUCGAUGGAAUACUGCGAGGGAAGUUGAUCUCGAAGAAGAAGUUCCUGGGAAUUGCCAAGGAGGGCUUCGGAUUCUGCUCGGUCAUCUUCGGAUGGGAUAUGCACGACCAGACCUACUUCAGAGAAUUGAAGAUCAGCAACGCAGAUAAUGGAUACCACGACCUCAUUGCUAUUCCAGAUCUCAGCAGCUUCCGGAGGAUACCAUGGGAAGAUGAUGUGCCAUUCUUCCUAGUCAGCUUCUUUGACCCGGACUCAAGAAAGCCUGUAAGUGCAUGCCCGAGAGGUCUUCUUAAGACUACGGUCGACAAGCUGCACGAGAAGGGUUAUGGUGCAAUGGCUGGAGCCGAAUACGAAUUCUUCCAAUUCAAGGCACCACCCGCCGAUUCGAAUGCACCCCUUUCUGAACGGAACAACUCCUCUACAGUGACAUUCCUUCGAGAGAAUCCAGUCAACACCCUCCCUUCCCUGACCGAGGGCAUGUUUGGGUACAGUCUGACAAGGCCCGUACAUAAUCAAGAAUACUAUUAUGGCAUUUUCGACGCUUGCGAGAAGUUCAAUUGUGGAAUAGAAGGAUGGCAUACGGAAAGUGGCCCUGGAGUUUUCGAAGCGGCGUUAUCGUUCGGUGAGAUCCAACAAAUGGCAGACAAAGCUGGGUUAUUCAAAUACGUUGUUAAGUCGGUCGCUACUAAAUAUGGGAUCACUCCUUGCUUCAUGGCAAAGCCAAGGCAAGGCUUACCAGGAAACAGCGGGCAUAUGCACAUUUCGAUCGUCGACAAAAAUGGGAAGAACCUCUUCGCACGGGAAGAGAAAGAUACUGAAGCAAAAUAUAAAGAUAUCGAGAAUCUGUCAGACAUGGGGCGAUAUUUCCUUGCUGGUUUGCUCGAGGGCCUGCCGGAUAUCAUGCCUAUAGUUGCGCCAACAAUUAACUCCUACAAACGUUUGGUCGAGAAUUUCUGGGCUCCUGUAACUGUAUCUUGGGGCCUCGAGCAUCGGGCAGCCUCAAUUCGACUAAUCGCGCCACCAACCUCGAAACCAGGAGCGACGAGAUUCGAAGUUCGCGUUCCAGGCGCUGAUGCGAACCCGUUUUACGUGCUUUCUGCGAUAUUGGCCCUAGGCUGGAGAGGCGUGGAAAAGAAAUUGGAGAUCAAGCAGGCGCCCCUUGGGAAGGGCCAGGACGUUGGCGGCAAGGCGGAUCCUGGGGUAAGGCUCGCGAAAAGCUUGAAGGAAGCAACGGAGAGAUUUAUGAGACCCAAAAGCAUAGCAAGGGAGGUUUUUGGGGAUGAAUUCGUCGAACAUUAUGCGGGAACAAGAGAGCAUGAGAUACGACUCUGGGAUGAAGCUGUGACGGAUUGGGAAGUACGAAGAUACAUAGAGACGGUGUGA